Messenger RNA from Eriocheir sinensis (Chinese mitten crab), 1189 nucleotides. RefSeq lists its product as uncharacterized. The record is from RefSeq and is a predicted model, not a curated record. NCBI's taxonomy places the organism in Eukaryota, Metazoa, Arthropoda, Malacostraca, Decapoda, Varunidae. Bases 640 to 1044 code for a protein of 134 amino acids. The transcript is spliced from 5 exons.
CUGGCACACUGGGUCACUGGCACACACGCAUUGAUCCGCACACCUCAGACUCCCCGAAAAGUUUUCCGUUCCUUGCAUUAUUACCUGAGGGUUCAAAGAAUCCUGGCGGACAAUCAGUAGUUACGUAUUGUUCCGCUGUUGCCAGACUGCCCACCUCGUUUGUCUGUGCUACCAACAUUUAUUUUACCUAUAGUAGCCAUAAAAUAGUAUAUAUAUUUUUUUUCCUGAUAUAAUAUAAAAUAAUAAUUCAAGGAAAUGGCGCCCACCUGGUUUGACACAGCGGCCACUCAAUGAACGUUCAACCUAGCAAACACCGGCAACUGUGCCGGCGAGGGAAGCUCCGCCGCUGGCAUCAGUCCUGCCCCGACGCUCACACGUGAGGUAACACACUGCAGGAGCCGAUAGCUGCAGCGCCUCAAACUUUCUGGAGGAGUGACUGAGCCGGGAGUAUCGGAAGGCACGCAUCAGGGAGUGGUUAGUGUUGGUCCACUCCUGGCAAGGAAAGGAAGAAGAGUCCACCGAUCGAACGAUUACAAGAUGGUGCCCAAUUACCACCAGUAGAGUGAAGCCUUGACCCGCUGCUGCACUGCUCGUCACAGAUACACGUCCGGAAGAUCGAGUUUUAGGUGUGUCGCCCAGAUGUGGUCAGACGGCACCCACCCACACGGCUUCUCCCACGCCCCAGCCCUCGACCGCCUGUGCAUCCACUCAAGACUGGGCUGCGUGCUGGCGGGCGGCUUGCGAAAAGGACGCGAGGGUGGCGCCCUGCCUUCAGCCUCAGAGGUGUCCGCGGAGGCAGCCGUCUUCGUGGCCGUCAUCGUGGUGUUCUACGCGGCCAUCAUCGUACUGCUGCUCGGCACCAACAUGCGAAGCCCCAAACACACGUCCUCCCGCCCGCCGCGCCCCCCUCGCCCCCCUCGCCCCUCCAAGCCUCGCCACCAGCUUGUCUUGAACCCACGGGACGGCUCCGUUUCCACCCAGCACACGCCCAAGAAGAGGAAGGAUUCGAGCCCCAACAACCUGCAGGGAGUCCAGAAUGUGUGAAGGGAACUUGGAGGUCAACAUCGAUUUACUUUGCAUUCAGUUUAUCUUCAUAUUUUACAAACGCCAGGCGCCAUCGUUUGAACAGAGUCACGUGAAUGUAAAGUCCAUGCUAUUUUGUGUUGUAAUAAUAAUCUGUACGCAAUUA